AUGUCGACGACCAUGCUGCGCACCAGCGCUGUCCGAUCGAUCCCGCGCUCCUUCACCUCCCUCCAAGCUACGACCCCACGAACGAGCGUCCUCAACAACGCCCUGAAAGCCUCGCUGCGGACCUCUGCUCGUCCUGUACGGACCUCUCGUAUCCUCGCCGUUGCCGCGUUCCAGCCAGUUCCGAGAGCCGUUGUGCGCUACGCCCACAACGCACACGCUUAUGAUACUGCAAAGGCAGAGAAGGCACUCCAUGAAAAGCUUUUGGAACCAAUCCCACAAGCGGUCUCGGCUGACUCGACCACUCGACAAGUUACCGGCGAAGUGCAGCCCAAAACUGCCGACGAGGAGGAUGUGGACAUGAUGGGCGGGAUUCGAAGUGAUUUUAACACAAUCAAAGAGACAUUUAGUUUGGCUUCGGUGCCUCGUGAGGCUCUUUACGUUGGGCUGGCGGGUGUCAUUCCGUAUCUGGCUACGUCUCUCACUACCGUCUAUCUCUCUUUCGACAUUCAAUAUGCGGCCAACCAUGGCCAGGGCUUUUUCAUGUCUGGAGAGACUGCUGAGACCUUGCUUCACAUUAUCGAGCCAAUUCAGCUCGGUUACGGUGCCUCGAUCAUCUCCUUCCUUGGUGCCAUCCACUGGGGUCUCGAAUGGGCCGGAUACGGUGGUUACAAAGGCUACCCCAGAUACUCUAUGGGUAUCGUUGCGACGGCCGUGGCCUGGCCAACGCUUCUGCUCCCCGCCGAGGUUGGCUUGAUUGCUCAGUUCCUAGCAUUCACCUUCUUGUACUACAAUGAUGCAAGAGCUUCGGCUCGAGGCUGGGCUCCUCAGUGGUACGGAGUCUACCGAUUCGUUCUCACUUUCAUCGUUGGUGCCAGUAUUGUGGCUUCAUUGAUCGGACGUGGCCAGAUCGCUGAUUUGGUUACACGACCUCCGGGACCUGCCGACAGAAUGCGGGCACUCAGGGCCAAGCAGAUGGAAGAGAUUGGACCUGAGCCAGUGGGUGGCGACGAGGAGGAAGAAGAAGAUGAGGGUGAAGACGAAGAGUAG
Molecule: messenger RNA, 1047 nt
Organism: Fonsecaea erecta
Lineage: Eukaryota; Fungi; Ascomycota; Eurotiomycetes; Chaetothyriales; Herpotrichiellaceae
Exons: 3
Coding region: 1-1047 (348 amino acids)
Source: RefSeq, a predicted model, not a curated record